Molecule: messenger RNA, 1638 nt
Organism: Athene cunicularia (burrowing owl)
Lineage: Eukaryota; Metazoa; Chordata; Aves; Strigiformes; Strigidae
Exons: 15
Coding region: 110-1384 (424 amino acids)
Molecular function (GO): protein binding
Source: RefSeq, a predicted model, not a curated record
GGUUGCGUCCUGCCGGGGUGCCGGGGACUCCUGCAGCACCAGCGACCCACCCUGGGGCUGUGCACGGGGCUGUGCCCAUGGGUGCCCCCCACCCCUGGCUGGGGCACCCAUGGGUGCUGAUGUUCCCCUCACCGCAGGCGGGGUGCUGCGUCUGCGGGAAGGUGGGGGGCCCUGCACGGACACCUCCCCGCACCUCACCUCCCUCUGCCGGCUGCUGGAGAGCAUCCUGCGCCGGGGGCUCCGACAGCCAGCCUGGGGCUUCAGGAGACGGGAUUACUGGCACUGGCUGGAACAGCUCCCCACAGGGGACAGUGGCAGGCCGACCCCUCUGUCCAUCACCAUCCAGAAAGCGGGCAGCUGCGGGAAGGUGCGGACAGCGCAGGGCCACGGGCGGUACUUUCUGCGCUUGGCUCUGCAGGAGAAGGUGCUGGCGGCGGCUGUGAGGCAGCUGGCACAGACCCCCCGGCUCCUGGAGUUUUACGAUCCAGUGAGCUCCAUCCUCGGCAGCGAAGACCUCCUGGAGCCUUUCCUCUCGCUGCUGCUGGUGGUGACAGAGAUGGAUUUCUCCCUGGACCUGCAGAAUUGCAGCUUCUUGGACGAAAGCUGGCUGCUGCCGGUGUGCAUCACUUAUGAGACAGUCCCGUGCCGAGUGCUGGGGAUGGUGCUCAGGUAUGUGGACGGCCGAGUCUUUGUCACCGAGGUUCUCCCUGAGAGCCAGGCAGAUGUGGAUGAGGUGGUGCUGGCCGGUGACAUCCUCGAUGAGAUCAACGGCUGCUCGCUGAGAAACGCCUACAGCGGGCAGGCCGGGGAUGUGCUGCAGAAGCUGAAGGGAGAACCCCUCAGCUUCCGCCUGCUGUGCUGGCGGUGGCACGACGGGGAGGUCUACGAGCCGCUGCUGCCCUACCUGAAGGUCUUGAAGGAGAAGGAGCCCCAUUUCCAGCUCCAGCGUGGCCCUCGGCGCAGGGGCGAGGGGGAGCCGCAGAGGCUGCAGGGAGGCAGGCUGCUCUACAACCUGCAGUAUCUGGGCCAGGCCAGCGUUGGGAAGUAUGGUGGCAAAGAGGUGCUAGCCCAGGCCAUCCCCACCGUGCUGGAGAGACACUCGGCAGCACGGGAGGUUUUAUUUGAUGUGAAGGAAGCAGAAGUCCUUGUACAGGAGAAGACUUCUUCCAAGGUCCUGUGCCGCUACCCCUACCCCAAGAUCUCCUGCGUGGGACGCUGCGUGGGCAACAGCAAUUUAUUUGCCUUCUGCGUGGUCGCUUCCCCGGAGAGCCCUGAUGGGAGCACGUUCGACUGCCUGGUGUUUGCAUCGCGUUCUGAGCAGGAAUGCGAGGAAAUUGUCAGGAGAGUCGCUGCAGGGUUUAAGCACACGGAGUGGUUUGUCUGAGAGGGGAGAACUCCAGCUCCAGCCCCUGCGCCACAGCCGGCCAGCAGCACCCCGAGCACUGCAGCCCCAACUCCCGGGAGCAGGAUGGUUCCAAACAGCUUCCAGGCCAUUGUAGUCAGGUAGGACACGGUUAAUGCCUCCGGGCUGCAACCACCCCAAGGGCCGGUGCUGCCUUACUGCCUGCUCCCUGGUAUGAACCAUUGCUGUUCGUCCUCCUGAAACACUACUUUUCAUUUCAUUGAAAUAAAUCAAGC